Molecule: messenger RNA, 2865 nt
Organism: Miscanthus lutarioriparius
Lineage: Eukaryota; Viridiplantae; Streptophyta; Magnoliopsida; Poales; Poaceae
Source: the annotation of a GenBank genome assembly
AUGGCGUGGAGACCGCCCCCGUGCCCGUGUGGCAGGCUGUUCUUCUUGGUGUGCCUCUUGUGCUUGCUGCUCACCGAGGACGCCGCCGCCCAUGGCGCAGGGGCGGCUGAGCAGCAGGCACCUGCUCCAGCUCCCACUCCUACCCUCUUCCCACCUGAAGAGCGUGUCCUUCGCCGGAUCGCUGCCAAGCUCGGCGUGCUGCACUGGGACUUCGCCGCCGCCGGUCCGUGCGAAGACCCUGCCCCCGGAGUGGACUGCCACUGCACCUUCUCCGACUCCAACUAUACAGUCUGCCAUGUCAUUCACGUAGACCUCAGGAGGCACAACUUCUCCGGCGAGCUCCCACCGGACUUUGCCGACCUCCCCUAUCUUCUCCACAUAGAUCUAAGCCGGAGCUUGUUUCAUGGUGGAGUGCCCAGCCAGUGGGCCCGGAUGAAGUUACAAGGACUAUUACUGAUGGGAAACAGAUUGUCAGGGCCUUUUCCCAUGGUUCUCACAAAUAUCACAACCCUGACUCACCUGGACAUUGAAGGCAAUGGUUUCUAUGGGCCAAUCCCUCCUGAAAUUGGACAUCUUACGCAUCUGGAGAGGCUGAGGAUUAGUGAUCUGAGAGGUAGUGGUUCACCUUUCCCUGAUUUAAGUGGAAUGUCAUCCUUGAACAAAUUGGAUCUGAGCUUUAAUAAAUUGAGCGGACAAAUACCAGCUUCUUUUGCUAACAUGGGAAGGGUUGAUUACAUAUAUCUAACUGCAAACUCACUCACUGGGGACAUACCUGGAUGGUUAUUAAGAAGAAACAAAAUCGUAAGUAGUGUUCAGUCAUGCUUGAAGAGGAAUUUCCCAUGUGUUGCUUCGAAUGGACAAUAUCGAUCUUCAUUGCAUAUCAAUUGUGGUGACAAAGAAACAACUAUUAAUGGAGUUAAAUACGAAGCUGACACGACGCCAAAAGGUGCUUCAUUGCUGUAUGUAAGCCCAGGUUCAAAUUGGGCAUUCAGCAGCACUGGUAACUUCAUGGACGACAACAUCACUGAUGACAGCUACAUUGCAACAAGCACAUCAAAAUUGGACAUGCCCUAUUCAGAGUUGUACACCAAAGCCCGUCUUUCUCCUCUUUCCCUCACAUAUUAUGGGCUUUGUAUGUUCAGUGGGAGCUACACAGUUAAACUCCACUUUGCUGAAAUUGUGUUCACAAAUGACAGCACAUUUUGUAGCCUUGGCAAAAGAAGAUUCAAUGUGUUCAUACAGGGAAGAAUGGUGCUAGAGAAUUUUGAUAUCGAGCAGUCAUCCAGUGCAGUUGGAAAGCCAGUUAUCAAGACUUCUCAAACAUAUAUCACAAAUCAUACUCUAGAAAUUCAGUUGUAUUGGGCAGGAAGAGGGACAACAGGCAUUCCAUAUAGAGGUUCUUAUGGCCCACUGAUAUCUGCAAUAUCAAUAACACCAAAUUUUAUUCUUGAACCUCCCGAAACUGGCAGUAGCAAUAAGAUUUCACGGGCAUCUAUAUCCGAUGCUUUGGUGAUUGGAAUUUCUAUAAUAGCAAUUUUGACUGUUCUGGUUGUAUGCAUUUAUCGUAUUAAGAAGAGGAGAAAGAGUUCAAAGAAUAAAGAUCUCCGAGCCCUUGACCUGCAAACUGGCUCCUUCACCUUGCGACAAAUCAAAGUGGCAACUAGGAACUUUGACCUGGCUAACAAGAUUGGUGAAGGUGGUUUUGGUUCAGUUUACAAGGGUUUAUUGUCCGAUGGCACUGUCAUUGCUGUCAAGCAGUUAUCAGCAAGGUCUAAACAAGGGAAUCGAGAAUUCGUGAAUGAGAUAGGGAUGAUAUCUGCACUACAGCAUCAAAACCUUGUCAAACUCUAUGGCUGCUGUACAGAAGGAAACCAGCUGUUGUUAGUUUAUGAGUAUCUGGAAAAUAAUUGCCUUGCACGAGCUCUUUUUGUUGAUCAAUACAGACUCAGAUUGGAUUGGGCAACAAGACAUAGGAUUUGCCUUGGGAUAGCAAAAGGUCUAGCAUAUCUACAUGAGGAGUCCACAAUAAGGAUCGUACACCGCGAUAUCAAGGCCAGCAAUAUAUUGCUUGACAAAAAUUUGAAUGCCAAGAUCUCAGAUUUUGGGCUAGCAAAGCUUAAUGAAGAUGAUCACACCCACAUAAGCACAAAAGUAGCUGGAACUAUCGGAUACAUGGCUCCUGAGUAUGCUAUGCAUGGUUAUUUGACAGAUAAAGCUGAUGUAUACAGUUUUGGUGUUGUUGCUUUGGAAAUUGUCAGUGGAAAAAGUAACACAAACUACAGGCCAACGGAAGAUUUUGUUCAUCUUCUAGAUUGGGCUUGUGUCCUGCAUGACAGAGGAGCUCUCCUGGAAUUGGUAGAUCCAGACCUAGGAUCGAAUUACUCAACAGAAGAGGCACUCAUCAUGCUAAAUGUUGCCUUGCUAUGCACAACCGCAGCACCUACACUGAGACCAAAGAUGUCAAAAGUUGUUAGCCUGCUUGAGGGCCACACGCCUCUUCAGCCCUUGCUGUCAGAUCUGAGUCUUGCUCAGAAUUGCCUGAGCACAGGUGGUUUAUGGAGGAACCUCCGGCAAAAACUAAGUGAGCGUCAGAGACUGACAGAACAAGCUUUCUGCAAUUACACUAAUGAAUCAUCAACCAUAGAUAUAAAUAAUGACCUGAGACCAUUGGUGCCUUCUUUAGCAAAUGUUCUGGCAAAACAACUUUUAAGGUCGGAGCAUCUGAGGAUAUCUCAACUCCAAAGGGCGCCUACUGCCAUCAAGCGUUGCAUCAAGUAUCUGGGAGUAUGGCAAGUUCAGUCGAAAUGGAAUUUGAGAUCAUAUAAAAAUCAAUUAAUGAUACAAUUCUACAAAGAAGUAGAAUGA